This is a messenger RNA of Lytechinus variegatus (green sea urchin), 996 nucleotides long. RefSeq names its product adhesion G-protein coupled receptor G6-like. NCBI's taxonomy places the organism in Eukaryota, Metazoa, Echinodermata, Echinoidea, Temnopleuroida, Toxopneustidae. Gene Ontology annotation, cellular component: membrane. The record is from RefSeq and is a predicted model, not a curated record. Gene Ontology annotation, molecular function: G protein-coupled receptor activity. The coding region runs from base 1 to 891 and encodes 296 amino acids. Gene Ontology annotation, biological process: G protein-coupled receptor signaling pathway; cell surface receptor signaling pathway. The transcript is spliced from 4 exons.
AUGUCUACGCUUGUAUUUGCGUUGGGAGAGUAUGUACAUGGGAAUCAGUCUCGUUGGAUACUCCUGUGUCUCUGCUCUACCCUACUGUGCUUAUACAUCACCUUCAUCAUCAUCAUUACAUUGGAUGGGUAUCCUGACGUCUCGGAGGUCGACAUCGGCCUCUGUGGAUUCCUUUCCGGUCUCCUUCAAUUCUUCUUCAUCUCAUCCCUAGCUUGGAUAGGCUUGGAGAGUCUCGACAUCUACUUCUCUGUAUCCAGUUCCAGCAUUCCGCGCUUCAUGGUCAAAGCUGGACUUGUAGCAUGGGGUAUUCCCGGACUGAUAGUCAUCCUGACUGGUGCAGUUGCUCGAAGGAACUAUGUAACAUCGGACUACUGCUUCCUUCAGUUUUGGCCAUCGGUUUGCGGUCUUCUCAUACCAGCUUUGCUAAUCAUCCUCUUCACACUCGUCACGUUCACCCUCUCUGUGUAUCAGCUGAAGCGAUCUGGGGAGUUAGUCAUCAAACAGGGUGAUAAUACUUCACCGCGAGGAAGGGUCAUUGGACGUCUCAAGGAUGUCUUCUGCAUCUCCACCUUGAUCAUCAUGUCUUGGGUCGUGGGAUACAUUAACCUGAUCGAACCUACUGUCUUUGGGAUCCAGGUUCUCUUCAUCACUCUGAACUUCCUCCAAGGCUUCUUCUUUCUUAUCCUCUACUGCAGCUUUCGGUCUGUGCCCUUGUGGCAGACGAUUCCCUGUCUUCGGUCAUGUCAAGAAGAACAGGCCGUACCUUACGGAAAUAUGCGAGAGGACACUCCAUCCGAUGGCGGCCGUACGCCAGCAUCACCUGCUAAUAAUAAAGACACGGGCAACCAAGUAUUUCAGAGUGAAGUCCAAACAACGAGUCUUUCACUUUGAUGAGAUAGGCAUCCACGCUGCUGUAGAAAAAGGACUACUCCUGAAGACGGACAGUCAACCUGUCCGAAACGUCGAGUCUCUCUACUAAUCAUCUCUACUCGCCGA